Molecule: messenger RNA, 4877 nt
Organism: Vollenhovia emeryi
Lineage: Eukaryota; Metazoa; Arthropoda; Insecta; Hymenoptera; Formicidae
Product: tubulin alpha-1 chain-like
Exons: 5
Coding region: 187-1527 (446 amino acids)
Biological process (GO): microtubule cytoskeleton organization; mitotic cell cycle
Cellular component (GO): cytoplasm; microtubule
Molecular function (GO): GTP binding; structural constituent of cytoskeleton
Source: RefSeq, a predicted model, not a curated record
AGAACUCUAUCUGAAAAUCAUGGCUUACUAGAUUUUUGCAUCUUUGUCUUUUUCCGUCACCCUGGACAACGAGAAAGAAAAUCACAAAACAAACCGUCUCGUCAGUCGUCAUCAAUCCGCGUCAAACAUUUUCGGUGCCAAUAGCGCUCGUUUAUCCCACCUAUUGCAAGUUAACGAGUCUUCAAAAUGCGCGAGGUGCUUUCGAUCCACAUCGGCCAAGGCGGCGUGCAGAUGGGCAACGCUUGCUGGGAGCUUUAUUGCUUGGAGCACGGUAUACAACCCGACGGCAUGUUGCCGCCGCAGACCUGCACGAACGACGAGGGCUUCCAGACCUUCUUCAGCGAGACAGGCGGUGGAAAAUAUGUGCCCAGGGCCGUCUUCCUCGAUCUCGAACCGACGGUGAUAGAUGAGGUGCGCACGGGAACGUACCAUCAGCUGUUCCAUCCCGAGCAACUGAUAUCCGGCAAGGAGGAUGCCGCGAACAAUUACGCGCGCGGCUACUACACCCUAGGCAAGGAGCUCAUCGACCUCGUGCUGGACAGGAUCCGCAAGAUAGCCGACAUGUGCGCUGGUCUCCAGGGUUUCCUAAUCUUUCACGCGUUCGGCGGCGGCACCGGGUCCGGCUUCGCUAGUCUGCUGAUGGACCGGCUGUCCAUGGACUACGGCAAGAAGGCGAAGCUGGAGUUUGCCAUAUAUCCGUCGCCACAGAUCUCCACGGCGGUCGUUGAACCCUACAACGCGAUCUUGACGACCCACACCACGCUGGAGAACUCCGACUGCGCGUUCCUCGUAGACAACGAGGCGAUCUACGACAUUUGCCGGCGGAAUUUGGACAUCGAACGACCGACCUAUACGAAUCUGAACCGGCUGAUCGGCCAGAUUGUCUCGUCGAUCACGGCCUCCCUUCGGUUCGACGGUGCCCUCAAUAUCGAUCUCACCGAGUUCCAGACGAAUCUCGUGCCCUACCCCAGAAUACACUUUCCUCUAGCGACCUACGCGCCCAUCGUGUCCAUCGAGAAGGCCUAUCACGAGCAGCUCACCGUGAUGGAGCUCACCUCGGCCUGCUUCGAGCCGGCCAUGCAGAUGGUAAAGUGUGAUCCACGAAGGGGCAAGUACAUGGCCUGCUGCUUGCUAUACAGAGGCGACGUGGUGCCGAAGGACGUCAACGCCUCCAUCGCGACCAUCAAGACCAAGAGAACAAUACAGUUUGUCGACUGGUGUCCAACGGGUUUCAAGGUAGGAAUCAAUUACCAACCACCAACCGUGGUACCGGGCGGUGAUCUGGCAAAGGUGCAGAGGGCCAUGGCCAUGCUGGCGAACACCACGGCGAUCGCGGAGGCGUGGAGCCGGCUGAACCGAAAGUUCGAUCUUAUGUUCAGCAAGCGAGCUUUCGUCCAUUGGUACGUCGGCGAGAACAUGGAGGAGAACGAAUUUAACGAAGCCAGGGAGGAUCUGGCCGCGUUAGAGAGGGAUUAUCAAGAGGUCGGCACGGAUUCCCUGGAUAUCGGUGGCGAGGAAGAAGGCUAAGCGCCUCCCAAAAGACUCGCAGUGACAAUCGCGUGCACCAAGAACCCAUGCGCUUCGGUGGGAUAAACGAACUCUUCCUUUUUCCCUCGUCGCACCACUUUUCUAGAACUUUUACAUUGUUUUGCUGUCCUCUUGUACAUAUUUUAUAUGUAUCGUUUUUAUUUUAGACAUACAAGUUUUUGCACGUCUUCGUGAUAUAAUAAAAAAUCCUGCAGCACAGCUUUUACUCCGUUAUAUCGUAUUCCUUGUUGAGGAACUCGCGGGAGGUUCCUUAACAUUCUCGGAGGGAAUUGGGAGGAACGGGGAGAGAAAGACAGAACGCCGCUCGUAGAUAUUAUAGGCUUUUUAUGUGGAACAGCACUUGGCUGCGCGAAUUAUAUUACAUAUGUAUAAAUUUCCGUCGGCAUCUUUACAAUUACGGUCGGAGAAACUCUCGCAUAGAGCGUAAAACUUUUAUUUCUUCCCCCCCUUUUCGAGUAUAGUAAAGUGGUGUAAAAAUCUUGAACGUUCUCUGUACUUGUGCGUAUUACGCUGAUACGUGAGGAAUUUAAAAGAGGAUGUUGCAAAGCAGAGACUAAGUAACAAAAAAAAAAACAAUGUACUCUCUCGCGGACUAAUUGUAAGCUCUGCGAGUAAUGCCGAAUUAAAAUGUCGUUAGUCGCAUAAUCGUAAUAAUAAUAAUAAGGACGAUAGUAAAUUAAAGUAAAAAUGUAGAGCAAUGAUCGAGAUGCUGCCAGGCUGACGACAGAAUAAUAACACGGCAACUAAUCACGCUAAUUACAGCGAUAACGAUGAUAAUAAUGAUAAACAUUCGUCGUAAUCAUAAUCGAGCAUGUCUUUUCACCCCAUCUUUCUUUCUCUCUCUGCACCUUUCACUCUAUCGUCGCUUCGUCGACAACAUUUUGGAACAGUUCUUUAUUCGUCGUAUCAUAUCAAUAGAAUAAUAAUAAUCUAUUGUUAUACUCUUUUUUUUUAAUAGAAUCUUGGACGCGCCGUUCGCUGGCAGACACGCGUAAUAAUUUUCAUAUCUUCGUAUCUAUAAAACCUCUCUCUCUCUCUCUCUCUCUCUCUCUCUCUCUCUCUCUCUCUCUCUCUCUCUCUCUCUCUCUCUCUCUUUCCCUGUAUCUACCUAUUCUCCCUCUUCCGUUUACUUAGAGAAAAAAAAAGGAAAAAGCUUUUUACCUUGUUCUUUUCAUCAUACUUUUUGGAUUGGCAGACGAAGUCCGCCGCUCGCUGGACUAGAGAUUUUCACUACCGCUUUAUUGCGCAUCCGUUAUCAUAUAUUCGAAGGGGAGGGAUUUUCCUCCUCCUCGUUUCUCUAGCAUUCGUUAAAAAUUAACACUUUAAAGGGCCAAGCACGCCGUCCCCUUUGGCUCGAAAAUCGUUUCGUCGUUUCAAGUUUUCUCUGGACUGUGAAGAAUUCGUCUCCCUCUCUUAGAGAGGCAAAUCGCAAACUAAAACACUGACAAUUCCCUAUCAUUAUCACCUGACGAGGACAACGUCAUUCUGGAUUUACAUUGAUGGACUUACGAAGAUAUUCAGAGAUAAACUCCAGCUAGAAUAAUUUCUUUUCGAGACGAAAAAACUUUACAAGCGCGUGAUGAGACACACCGGACGCACAAGACACCGUUUCGAAGAUUAAGAUAAGAUAUUUCGAACCGGACACUCCGUGUCGUCCGCGGAUCAACGGAAUCAACGCCACAACUGUGUUCUCAUCUCUUUUCACGUCCAAAGGGUCAACGCGAAUCGUAAUGCCACGCAGCAGAGGUCAGAACAAAUGUAAAUCCUUAAGUCCUAAGCUCUGUCGAAUUAGAAAAGUAUUCGAAAAAGGCUUCGCUGUGUGAGUUCGCAACUAACUUCCAAAUCGAUUAUACAAUGUUUCGCGAUAUGUCGCGAAAUUAUGCACCCGCAGGAUCGCUACGCGAAGGCCAAAAAUCUCUUACUGAUCGUAGUCAGGCGUACACAAUCAAUCCGCGUAUAAACAUCGUGUCACAGGACGCUAAAGUGACGAGUGCUGACGUUAUUAGCAAAACGAAUAUUAUUAGCUAGAUCGAAGCGAUUGUCAUCGUCAGGAUUUGCCUGCACGCGAAUGCCCGUUGGAGUGGCGAAAGGCCGAGUAAAACAGACGGGAAGCGCUCAGGAUCUUUGGUAAAACCCCGCCUGACACGAUCGGCGAUGAUCACGGACGCUCAAACACUAGCGCUCAAGGAAAUAGUUGAGGAAGAUGAACGAUGUAGGACCUCGAGUUUAUCCCGCUCUCGUCGUGGCAAGGAUACCGGACGACGAGGUACAGUUUUCGAUCGCCCUAGAAGUGGGGCCGAAGACGCGAAUAUCCAGAUAUCCUAGGCGUCUGAUCGGAAAGUUUGGGCUAUGCAAUCACACGGUCCGUUAAAUAAUAAUCACGUUACGAGAUAGUGACUAUGUUAACUCACCAAUCAUCACUAAUCGGCAAAUCGUAAAAGUAAUAACGGUCGUGGCAAACGAAACUACUCGCGAAUAAUUAAGGACAGUUACACUGAACGAACAACUAAUAAUAAUACAAUUAAUCGUAGCGGUAGAACAUUAAUAAUAGUAAUAGUAAUAAUAAAAUAAUUAAUUAAAGAUUGGAAGAGUAGUACGGUGGUAAGUAGUAGUAAUAGUAGUAGAAUAGUAAUAGUGAUAGUUGAGAGCGGUAGUAGUAAUUGGUAAUGGUAUAAUGACGAUUAUGUCACUUGUGAAAAUAUCUAGGAUCGAUCUCUUUUGUCGAUGACGCAAUCGCACAGUUCGCAGUCAUUCACUCUCACUUACAAUACAGAUUGGCAGACAGAAUAUCGAUGUACAAGCAAACUCGACCAACUACCACUUUUCAUCUCGCUUUCAUUCUCAUUCUCUCACACUCUCACUUUUUGUCCGUAUCCGCGGCAAUUCAUCUCCGCGUUCUCGCUCGAAAAUCGACAGUGGUGGCAGUGAUCGUGAUUUCGAAAGCACCGCUGCUUUCUUUGUGCAUGGUCCACCUAUUAACAUAUUAAUUGACAGCGACGCGAUCACGCGAACGCGUCGCGAACUGCCUUAAAUAUUAAUAGCGUUAAAUAUUCGAUUCGGCGUAGCUCUCUACGAUUCGCAGUCCCCGAGAAUAUUCCACGGGAAGUGUCUCGUUCCCCGGUUUAUCUACUUGUUUUACUUGCCGGAACGUGCCUCGCGUUUCAAUAGAAAAAGAGAUACGGCAGUGUGAAGGUGGCGCAUUCCGCCUCGAUUUUGAGUUUGUUUGUUCGUUCGUUCCGGUGCGGUCGUGGGGACGGGCGAGAAGCGCGACGGCGAUGAAGCGCGGCGGAUUCGACGCGGAAGGAAACCAAGACGACGGAAGCACGGUG